Molecule: messenger RNA, 1342 nt
Organism: Phyllostomus discolor (pale spear-nosed bat)
Lineage: Eukaryota; Metazoa; Chordata; Mammalia; Chiroptera; Phyllostomidae
Product: NXPE family member 1
Source: RefSeq, a predicted model, not a curated record
UAUGAUAUUUUAGAAAGUCUUCUCCUGCUGAUAACUUGGCAGGAAAAAACAGUUCCAGUGAAAAAGAAAUACAAGUUUGGAAUGGCAUCCUCAAUUCCCAGUGGACAUGUCUGGAAAGACACAUGGAAUCCUGUUUCUUGUAGUUUGGUUCUAAUGGAAGUGAAAGAUUGCCUGGGGAGAAAAAAUAUAUAUAUAAUGAGAGAGUCCACAAUAUGCCAGUGGAUGGAAUUACAAAAAUCUUUUGAUCUUCAUGGAACAGGAAUUUUUAAGAAACAUUUACUUCUGAGUAUAGAAAAACACACAGAUUCAGUGGGAAAAAAAUAAAAAGAAUAUAGUUAUCCUUUUAUUACUCUUCGGCCCUACUCUGUGACAGAUGAGAAUUAUAUCCCUCAGGUAGUAAACCAGAUAUCAGGUGACAAAAACACAGCCAUCGUCAUUACCCUUGGUCAGGACUUCUACCCUUUCUCCAUUGACAUUUUUAUUCACAGGGCCAUGCAUGUCCAAAAAUCUAUUGAACAACUGUUUCUAAGAAACCUGGCCACAAAAGUCACCCAUAAGACAGAAAACAUCAGAGAGAUGCACACAGAGACAGAGAGUUUUUGGGACUUUAUCAUGAAGGACAUUGUGAAAGACCUCAGUGUGGGUGUCAUCGAUGGCUGGGACAUGUGCAUGUGGCCAUGUCCCAUUGCAUGUGGCACCAACAAUGUCUACCCACUUUAUCAUGUGAUUGAAAAUCAAAUUAACCUGUUCUUUAAGUAUAUUUGCUAAAGUCUAAAUAUGUGAAAUCCCUAGGUACUAAUCUCCAUAUUGUCAGAGAAGUUUUAUUUAUUCUAGAGAUUAAGAAAAUCAAAUUUAAAAGAAUAUGUCUAGACAGGAAGGAUACUUAGGAACAAAGACAACCAAUAUAAAAUGCAAAGCCAAGAGAAUUGACAUGAAAAAUUAUUAUACCAUGCCUUGAGCUUGUCUAGGAGAAAUAAUAAAUGUUUUUAUUCUUUAAGCAAGGUUGGGUCAUGACUUCUGUUACCUGUGCUGAAAGCCUCCUACCUGAUACUGUAGUAGGGUAAAGGAGAAUAAACAUUUAAUCAUAUAAUGGUCUAAAACAGGGUCCAUCUAACUUUUUCCGUAAAGAGCUAGGUGAUAAAUGUUUUCGGCUUUGUAAGCCAUUUGUCCCUGUCACAACUGCUCAACUCUGCUGUUCUAUGUGAAAACAGUCAUAGACGUCAUAUAAAUGAAUAUGGUUAUGUUCCAAUGUUUUAUUUAUUUGUGGAUGCUGAUAUUUUAAUUAGACAUAUUCUUACAUGUCAAGAACUAUUAUUCUUUUUUCUCCCUCCCUUCCCCUCUC